Molecule: messenger RNA, 6089 nt
Organism: Dicentrarchus labrax (European seabass)
Lineage: Eukaryota; Metazoa; Chordata; Actinopteri; Moronidae
Gene: ppef2a
Product: protein phosphatase with EF-hand domain 2a
Exons: 17
Coding region: 1950-4049 (699 amino acids)
Biological process (GO): negative regulation of MAPK cascade; detection of stimulus involved in sensory perception
Cellular component (GO): nucleus; cytosol
Molecular function (GO): protein serine/threonine phosphatase activity; calcium ion binding; Hsp90 protein binding
Source: RefSeq, a predicted model, not a curated record
UUAGAUGACCCUUUAAAAGAAACAGCUAGUAGCUACAGAAAAGACAUCCUAAAAUGUAUAUUUUAUUGUGAAAAGUGCAGCCAGGUUAGCUAAUUUAAUUUGUUAGCUGAAACAUCAGCAGUAUACUGUAAAGCUACAUGUAGCUAAGUUAGCUAAGUGAUGAGUCAGAAGAUGUGCUAAUUAGUGACAGUUUGAUAAUCAAUAACAGUACAGAACAACUGAUAAACUGUACAAUGAACCCAACUGCAGGACGUUUCUGCAAAAACAAGCUAUUUAUUUUUAGUAGAUUCUGUCUGUGUUAUGUAACUUUUGUGUAAAUUUGUAAAACAUGUUGUAUUGCAAUAUUUUAUUUUGUGAUAUUGAAUUUUUCAUGUAUAAACCCUAAACCGUUACAUAGCAGUGUUGUAAAUGCAAACCGAGGGCUAUGAUGUUGGUUGUUACAGGGACUGUGAUACAUACAAAGGCCGAUCUCACUGCACUUUAAAAAAUACUACGGCAGUUUUGCUAAAAGUAGAUUUUUAAAAACAAAUUGGCUGGCUUACAGUAUGGUAAUACAUCGCAAUAUACUGAAUCAUAACCCCUGUAUUGUGAUAUGCACACUAUCACCAGAUUCUCUUCCCAUUACACAGCCUGAUCUGUGAGUAUAGCUCACGUUCAGGUCUUCACCGUGCCCUUAUCCUGUCAAUAUUUUGAGGUUUAUAUCUUGAAUAAUAAUCUAAACUUUAAAAAUAACAAUUUAUUUUAGUUUUCUUUUUAGAAAUGAAUGAAAUGCCGUAAUAGUUUUAAAGUUUUCCUACACUCCUUGAAAUCAAGAAGUCCUUGUGACCCCGUGUGACGCUUUGGUGACCCCCACUGGGGAACCAGUGACCUAAGGGAUAUCUAUAUUACUACCUAUCAGGGUAAAAGGUUACUUGUGUGUUUCGAAUAUGGAACAACUGAUUUUAUUAAGUCUAUUGAACUUUUUAUUGGGUUUACAUUGGGGAAGAACAUUUAAGGGAUCCAAAAAACUGAUUCUCAUUCAGCUCAUCCUUGGGUAAGAUUUCAUAAGAGAAAAGUUCCUGUUGAAGAUGUGUUUGAGUUUUGGUCCAAAAGCCAGACCAUACACGCACACAUAAUCCUGGACUCCAAAAAAAGCACCUGUAAUCCAAAACACUUCCAAAAACGACGUCCUGUGACACCAGACUGGUGCCAAAAACAGAUGCCGGCCUCCCUCUUGCCACCUAUGUUUACCUCUGCACUUUGCCAUCUUCCUAUAUAAAGACCAGUCAAGUCGCAUCAAGUCAUUAGCUGAAGUAAUCCACUUGUGGCUCGGUGCCUUGAUUAUGCGAUCACACUGUGGGACUAAAGACUAAACCGGCUUCAGCACAGUCUGAGGGAGCUGCACAGUGGGGAUAGUUUUGUACAUGAGGCCUCUGUGGUGAAUAACUGGGUGCUGCUGUCAUUCAACCACCUACAAUGAGCCAUCUGAUGGACACCCUGCAGUUCUCGACCUGAUCCUGGUGGACUGCUGGAGGAUGAAACACAGCAAAUGGCUGUUUAAAUACGCAUUGAAACUGAGAACUGGCAGUCAAACAACUUGGGAACUGGUGACUGGACAGAGGAGGUGAGCACGAACAGUCAUGGGAUGUGGUGUCACAAAGUCUAACCAGUUCAACAAACACUCGAGAAAAGGUAACCAUGAUCCUCCAGACAGACACUGUUCAUCUCUCUCAACCUUCACAGAUUUAUAUUAAUCAUCACCACACCUAGACAGAGAAGCUCAGUGGUUCUUGUUGUCUGCCUUGUUUUUGUCUGCUUACAUUAUAACUGUAAUCUCUCCAUCAUACGUGUUGUAUUAAUGUAUAUGUAUUUCUCUUCGUCUUCCUCCUCUGCUGCAUGCAGCCGUCACAACUAUAAGAGCUGCUGUGCUGAUUCAGCGAUGGUACCGUCAGUAUGUAGCCCGCACAGAGAUGAGACGGAGAUACACCUGGCACAUCUUCCAGUCCAUCGAAUACUCUGGAGAACAGGCUCAGAUAAAGCUUUAUAAUUUCCUCGGCUACCUCAUGGACAAUUUCACACCAUCAAGCAAUGAACGAAAUCUGAUCUCGCACAUCUUCCGAGAGAACGAGGUUUGUCAGGACGCAGAGUGGGAGAGGUACUUCUGCUACAAGAACAUUGAGGUGCCAGAGAUUUACUCAGGACCUCACCUCACCUUCCCUCUGACGGUGGAGCAGGCAGUUGGGUUGGUGGAGGCCUUCAGGAACAAGAAACAGCUGCACUCACGCUACGUCCUGCAGCUCCUGCUGGAGACAUGGAGACAGCUCCGGAUGUUGCCAAAUAUCAGCCGCAUCUCCACCUGCCAAAGCAAAGAAAUCACUAUUUGUGGUGAUUUGCACGGGCAACUGGAAGAUCUGUUGCUAAUUUUCUACAAGAAUGGCAUGCCUUCCUUAGAGAAGCCCUAUGUGUUUAAUGGAGACUUUGUAGACCGAGGCAAAGACUCCAUUGAGAUCCUCAUCAUUCUGUUUUCAUUCCUGCUUGUCUACCCGAGUGAAGUCCACCUCAACAGAGGAAACCAUGAGGACCAUAUAGUCAACCUCAGGUACGGCUUCACAAAAGAGGUGUUGACUAAAUACAAGAUGCACGGCAAACGGAUCCUGAAGCUGCUGCAGAAGAUAUUCAGCUGGUUGCCAUUAGCAACGGUUAUUGACCAGAAGGUGCUGGUACUCCACGGAGGGAUCUCCGACAUCACAGACCUCAGCAUCCUCGCCCGACUGGACAGACACAAUUAUGUUUCAGCGCUGAGGCCUCCAAAGAAGAGACAUCAGAGCUCAGCGGGGGCGUCCAUUGACUCGGACUUUGAUGAGGACGUCUUGUCCACCAACAAGCUCUUACAGCGUCGGAUCUCCCUUACGUAUCCCAAACCCCUUGGAACCCGUGAAAGCUUCCAGAACCGCUCCCUGCAGGACUUCUCCAACCGGAUCAAAGGGAAGGCCGUGGAUGAGAUAGAGAUCCACAAGAGGAAGCUGGCCAUUUUAAACAUGGGGACCAACAGUUCUGAAGGGAUGACUCAGUCUGUGUCUUCUGAAUCCAUCAACAGCGACAAUGCCAAGGAUGAGUGGAAACAGAUCCUGGACCUGCUGUGGAGCGACCCGAUGAUCCAGGAUGGCUGCACACCCAACGAGGUGCGGGGCGGAGGCUGCUACUGGGGCCCCGAUGUCACAGAGGACUUCCUGAACAGACACAACCUGCAACUCAUCAUCCGCUCCCACGAGUGCAAACAGGAUGGUUAUGAGUUCUGCCACAACCGUAAGGUUCUCACUCUAUUCUCUGCCUCCAAUUACUACGAUGUGGGAAGCAACCGAGGGGCCUACGUGAAGCUGGGUCCAGACCUUGUGCCUUAUUUGGUUCAGUACCAGGCCAGCAGCAUGACCAGAGAGCUCACCGUAAAACAAAGUGUUGGGCGAACCGAGCGCUCAGCACUCAAAGUCCUGCGGGAGCAGCUAUUUGCGCACAAAUCUGACCUCAUCUGUGCCUUCAAAAAGUUUGACAGUGAGAACACAGGUCUUGUGUCUCUGAACAACUGGGCCUCUGCAGUGGAGAGUGUGAUGUACCUCGGUGUGCCCUGGAGGAUGCUGCGCGGUCAGCUAGUCACCUCCAAGAGCACAGACGGCAUGAUCGACUACCUAGAGUGGUUUAACGAGCUCGCCAUCAAAGGACCCAACACGGACCACAUCGACCAGAGUCUGCUUGAGACUUUGUACCGCCACCGCUCCACGGUGGAGACCAUCUUCAGAAUCGUAGACACAGACAACUCAGGCUUCAUCACCAUUGAGGACUUCCGGCAGACCUGGAAGCUGCUGAGCGUCUACCUGAAGAUGGAGAUCACGGACGAGGCCAUCUCCGACCUGGCCGUCACCAUCGACAGCAACCAGGACGGCAGCAUCGACAUUGACGAGUUCAUGGAGGCCUUCCGCCUCACGGACAAGAAGAGCCGACUGGAGCGAGGACGCAGCAUGUUCAUGGGCACAGUCAAUGACCUCACCAAGCUGGAAGGAGACCCCAACAUUUGAACAGGGAUAGAGAAAGAGAGACUGAAAACAGAGAGCAACCUCAGCUCAGACUCCUGGCCAGGCAGACAGGCGGCAGAGGGGAGGGCGGGGUGACGCAGCCAAUGCAAGCUGCUUUAAUGACGCACAUUAAGACGUAGGAUGCUGCUGAGCAACAGCAGCGUGGAUCACAGGGGAUUAGGAAGAGGUUAGAGUUCAGGCUAUUUGACUGUGAGUGUUCAUUUUGCAUUUUAUCCACUGAGGCAGAAUAGGUGAAACACAGCUGCACGGACAAACGUUUUGUCUCGUAUUAAAUUAGAAUAAAAAUCAGGUUUAGGCAGCAUGAUUAUUUAAUAAUAUUAGAUACUGUGAUCACAGUUAUUACGAGGACAUUUUUAAAUCUGUAUCUAUCUUUAUUUUUAACAUGAUUAUGAAAAGAGUAACACCUGCACACUCUCCAACGUUUCAAUCCCAAUUGGAUUUUUAAAAUGGUUUCUACACCCAUAAAUAUAUUGAUAGAUUAACAGGCUCUAUGAUGACAGUGGUUAACCAUCCAACCUGCCCAGGGUGAACGAUUAACAGUUCAAGAAGGACAAAAUUAAAGAGCAUCAGUCCUAAAGGGUGGGAGUACAGAGACAAUAAUGCAUUAAAAAAUUAGUGUAAUAUCUCAAAUAUAUCCAAUAACAAAUAAAGUUGUAAAUUACAUUAAAAAAAACAUAUUUCACUGGAAAAUCUCCAUUCAUAUUAGGGCAGCAACUAGCAAUUAUAUUCAUAAUUGAUUCAUCUGUGAGUUAUUUUCUUGUCUUGUUUGGUAUAAAACAUCAGAAAACUGUUACUGUUACAUUACGGUAUUUUAGUGAUAAAGUGGUUAAAACCUAAAAAUAUUUCAUUUACUAUAAUGCUCAGACAAGAAAAUGUCGCAUUUGAGAAUUUUUAACACGAUAAUGUUUAGAUAUUGUUGACAUCAAGUUAUAUCAAAGCAGUAAACCCAAACAAGAUCUAAAAUUACCAGAAAAGUUUAUUUCAUGUUUGGGCCUCUUGUUAUAAAGUGUAAAGAUGUAAUACUCUACAAUGUAGAGUCUACAUAAUGUCACCUCCUCUAAUCUGCUCUCUGACACUGUAUCUCAGGGAGGAGUUUUUCUGUUAUUUGGCCUCUGAAUGAAUGAGUCAUUGUGCAGACAUUGCUCUGUUCAUCAGUACUGAUUCCUGAUAGCCUUUCAUCCACAUGUGAAUACCUAUACUCCUCCUAAACCCUUUAUAGAAACCAGAAACUAAACAAAAGUUAAAUAUGAUAAAACAAUGAAUAAUUGUGCAGCUCUACAUCUGUUGCACUAAUUAUUUGCAACUUAAUGUUGUUGGUGCCUUAGCAGUAGAAGUGUUUUAACUUCUAGAGAUGAAGUUAAUUCUAGUUUGCACUGUUGAUGUUUUGUGUCAACUGCCAACGAUGUAUUGGAGUCCUUCUUCAUCUCAGGUGGGAUACGAACCCUCACCUUGUCCAGAACGGAGAACUCUUGACUUUUAGGGUUUGCUUAUUAAUGUUGCUUUGAAGCCCAGUGUUUUAAGGGAAUAGAUAAUUUGCUGUCUUGCCGAGAGUUAGAUGAGAAGAUUGAUACCACUCGCAUAUAUGUGUGUUCAAUAUGAAGCUGGAGCCAGUAGACGGUUAGCUUGGCUUAGCACAAAGAAACAGGGAAACACCUAUAAAUCUCACUAAUUAACAUGAUAUUUUAUUAUAUGUUUAAUCCACUGUGGUUUUUAUGCUAAGCUAAGCUAGCUUCAUAUUUAACACGUGGUAUCAAUCGUCCCAUCUCACUAUCAGCAAUAAAGCAAAUAACAACCAAAAUGUUGAACUGUUCUGUUAAUAUAUGAAGGCAAAGAUGUGUUUUACAUUUAGUUAGUUAGGCCUUCUUCUUCUGUUGUAAGAUAAACUCCCACAUUGUGCAGUGUGUGCAUGUGUAAAAUGUUGCUGUGUGUAAAAUGUACAUUUUAUUGUAUGUUUUUUUUAGUGUGCUCAUGUAAAAUGUUUACCGUAAUCACGUCUUCAAAAAUAAAAUACCUUCAAAUUUG